GGCUGCCACGACUUGCCGUCUGCGGCGGCGGCGGCGGCGGCGAGCGGAUCCCGCAGGGGAAGGAGGAGGAGGAGGGGAGAGCCAAGGGGGCUGUGAGUGAGCGGGAGAAGCAGGGUUUUAGUCGGGCUUGCCCGCGGGACGGAGAACGAGCGAGAGUCGAGCCAGCCAUCCGAGCCGCCUCCUCCUCCUCCCCUCGGGCGUCCCGCCCCCGCCUGCCAGCCGGCCCUCCUCCUCUCUCAGCCCGCAGAGCCCGAGUGAGGCGCAGCUCGGCUAGCGCCGCUGUCCAGGACAGGUGUGCGCGCGCGCCCUCCUCCCCUCCCCCCUUCCUCGCGCCUGCCUGGCGUCUGCCUCGCGCGCUCCCGCCCGCCCUCACCUGCGGCAGGACAGCGCCAGCCCGCCCGGAUCUCGCGAGAGUGGCUGACUGGCUGUGGGGGUUGCGGCGGCGGCAGCAGGCGGAGCCGGGGAGGGAAAGCAGCGGCGGCUGAGGCGACUGAGGCGGCGGGCGGAGCGGCAGGCGGCGGCGGCGCGGCAGCGGAGCGCAGCAUCAUGGCGGACCGAGACAGCGGCAGCGAGCAGGGUGGUGCGGCGCUGGGCUCGGGCGGCUCCCUGGGGCACCCGGGCUCGGGCUCAGGCUCCGGCGGGGGCGGUGGUGGCGGCGGGGGCGGCGGCGGCAGUGGCGGCGGCGGCGGAGGGGCCCCGGGGGGGCUGCAGCACGAGACGCAGGAGCUGGCCUCCAAACGGGUGGACAUCCAGAACAAGCGCUUUUACCUGGACGUGAAGCAGAACGCCAAGGGUCGCUUCUUGAAGAUCGCUGAGGUGGGCGCGGGCGGCAACAAGAGCCGCCUCACUCUCUCUAUGUCAGUGGCCGUGGAGUUCCGCGACUACCUGGGCGACUUCAUCGAGCACUACGCGCAGCUGGGCCCCAGCCAGCCGCCCGACCUGGCCCAGGCGCAGGACGAGCCGCGCCGGGCGCUCAAGAGCGAGUUCCUGGUGCGCGAGAACCGCAAGUACUACAUGGAUCUCAAGGAGAACCAGCGUGGCCGCUUCCUGCGCAUCCGCCAGACGGUCAACCGGGGGCCCGGCCUGGGCUCCACGCAGGGCCAGACCAUUGCGCUGCCCGCGCAGGGGCUCAUCGAGUUCCGUGACGCUCUGGCCAAGCUCAUCGACGACUAUGGAGUGGAGGAGGAGCCGGCCGAGCUGCCCGAGGGCACCUCCUUGACUGUGGACAACAAGCGCUUCUUUUUUGACGUGGGCUCCAACAAGUAUGGUGUGUUUAUGCGAGUGAGCGAGGUGAAGCCCACCUACCGCAACUCCAUCACCGUGCCCUACAAGGUGUGGGCCAAGUUUGGACAUACCUUCUGCAAGUACUCGGAGGAGAUGAAGAAGAUUCAAGAGAAGCAGAGGGAGAAGCGGGCUGCUUGUGAGCAACUCCACCAGCAGCAGCAGCAGCAGCAGGAGGAGACCGCCGCUGCGACUCUGCUACUGCAGGGUGAGGAAGAGGGGGAAGAAGAUUGAUCAAACUGAAUGGAAACCCCCCCCCGCACAUGCAUACACACACAUACUACACACACACACACAGCCACACAGAGAAAAUAUACUGUAAAGAAAGAGAGAAAAUAAAAAGUUAAAAAGUUAAAAAAAAAAAAAAAACUUAACUCCAAGGGAGCACCACCCACAGAACCUCCACCAACUGACAGUUUCUCUUCUUGACUUGCCACCCAUCGCUGGAUGUUGUCCACUUUAUCCACCAUAUAAAACAGUAAGCAGCUGCUAAAAACAAAAAACAAAACAAAAAAAAUACAAAAAGUAAUAACAUUAUAUGAACUGUGUUUCCUACUUGAUUAAAAAAUAUAAAGAACUGAGUGUUUAUUUCCCUAAUUAACCAAGAACUUUUGUACACGUUUAAGCUAUUAUUAUUAAAAGUGUUUGCAAAAUGGUCAAGAUUAUAAUAUUGCUGAAUUAUAUAAAAGUCCUUUUCAUGUUGAGCUAACAUUUGACUUUAGCACAAAAAAGAGAUAUUUUAGAACACGUAAAAUAAUAUUUUUAGUUUUUCUCAUUUUGUUACCAAAUUUCAAACCUUACAUGGAGGUUAUUAUAGUAUAUUUGACACCCUAUAUACCUGUGAUUAGAGAUGUGUAUAUAUAUAUGAGGGCUAGGCAUGCUGUGUGUCUGAGCUUUGUCUAAAUGUUAUGCAGAAGUUUGUAGAGUUAAAGGUACGUAGGUUUAAUUCAUGCAAGGUAAACAAUAAGUGCUCUCUUUUAUACAAUAUGCAUUGCAUCUGGACCUUAAACAUAUAAAAAAUGGUCAGUGAAACUUCUGUGAACAUGAAGAAAUUAUUAAAAAAGGCAUUUAAAUGAAA
This is a messenger RNA of Cynocephalus volans (Philippine flying lemur), 2359 nucleotides long. It is a transcript of the gene PURA, whose product is annotated as purine rich element binding protein A. The record is from RefSeq and is a predicted model, not a curated record. Gene Ontology annotation, cellular component: nucleus. Bases 547 to 1515 code for a protein of 322 amino acids. The transcript has 2 exons. Lineage: Eukaryota; Metazoa; Chordata; Mammalia; Dermoptera; Cynocephalidae. Gene Ontology annotation, molecular function: purine-rich negative regulatory element binding; DNA-binding transcription factor activity, RNA polymerase II-specific; RNA polymerase II transcription regulatory region sequence-specific DNA binding. Gene Ontology annotation, biological process: regulation of transcription by RNA polymerase II.